AUGGUUUCAAUUGGCUGGAUCGCAGUAAUUAUGAUGUUGUUUGUAUAUGGCAGUAAAACAACAGAUGACAAUACUUAUUUACGAGAACUGAGAAACGAAAACCAGAAUUGGAACACGCCACAUCCACAAUUUAGAGAUUUCCGGCGUUGCAGAUGGAAAUUGUGCCCGCACCUGAACCAGCCAAAUCCUUGGAGCUUCUUCUGGCGG
Messenger RNA from Mesorhabditis belari, 207 nucleotides. Lineage: Eukaryota; Metazoa; Nematoda; Chromadorea; Rhabditida; Rhabditidae. The record is from the annotation of a GenBank genome assembly.